AGCCGGAUUAACAUGCAGCUGCCUCACCACAGCCUGAACCUAGUGACUACAUUACCUCCCACCUCCCUUCCCUUUCCCUCCACUUCUCGACCCACGUAUGGAGCUACAACGACAGUCCGGGCAAACUCUGGCAUCGAGCGAUGAAGGAGGGUUCAUUCAUCUCGAAGGCAUGUGGAUCCCAACAUUUACAGGCGUCCAUUCUGACUGUUUGUGUAGCAAUUGAUGUCAAGAUCACCGGCGAACGGAAGUACUCAAAGCUCCAGAUAAUACUUGAGGGUGGAUCGCAAUUUCGGCACACGUCAGACGUAGUUGAGAACUCGUUGUCGGUGCAGUGGGAUUCUGAUAUAUAUGUAAAAUCUCAAACCAAAGCAGUUCUUUUGGUUCAGUACAUUAAAGGCUUCCGUAUUCAACGAACACUCGACAAAUUCGAUCUAGAUUUCUGCUCACAGGAGAUUGGGCCAAGGAAGACGGUCACGCGGAUAGGCCGGGAAUCCCUUGCUACCGUGGAACUAUCUUUUGGGCAGGAGAGAUCGUCUCUUGACAUUGCACGUUGGCUAACUCCCAAUGCCGUUACUGCUCUUGGGUCAAAAGUCACCAUGCUCGAUAAACUUGAUAGGGUAUUCAAAUUAUGUGACCUUGCACUGAAACUAGUCACGGGUGCAUCCGAGGUGAAUCCAUUUGCAAAAGCCGCGGCUAGUAUUAUUAGUAGAGUUUUCGAGAGGUUCCGCGACAUUCCGUUGUUUCAUAAGGAGCUCGUCUUAAUCCUGGACAAUGUGGUAGAACUCUUGCCUAUUGUAGAGCUCGUUCUCAAGCAUGUCACUAACGACGAAGUACGAGGAAUUCUCCAGAAGUUCUUUGAUUUCGUUAUAAAAUUGGCAAUAAAUUUGGAGGAUUACGCGUCUAAGCCUCCCUUGAGAUUUGUCCUUUGGAGUUGGUACAACCCUAGGAAAGACGAAAUUCACCAGAUCAAGGACCAGCUGACGUACACGCUACGCAGCUUGAGUCUCGGGUUGCAGGCUAAUAUUAUAGGUGUAGCAACUGCGAUCGAUGAACGCCAGCUUUCGGAGAUAGAAGAAAGGGCAUUGGAACGGCUGUGGCCGCCAGAAAAUAGUGCCUAUGAUCCAUCUCGCGGAUGUCUAUCAGGCACAAGAAGAAGCGUUUUACAGAAUGUCGAAGAAUGGGUGCACUCAAAGCACCAUUCUCAGCGAAUCUAUUGGGUACAUGGCGUCGCGGGUUGUGGAAAAAGCUCGGUAGCAGCGUCCGUGGCAACUGCACUGGACGGGCAGAAGGUCCUGUCGGGGUCAUUCUUCUGUAAGCGGGAUAUUCCCGAACGAAGGAGUGCUGGACGACUCCUCCGUUCGCUGGCGUACUUUCUAUCGCGGAGAAUAAUGACGUUCAGGAAGGCCGUCCUUCAGCAAAUGGAGGAUGACCCUGUUAUACUGGAUAAGCCUCUCGCACAUCAGUUCAACAGACUUCUUGCGAAUCCAAUAGCGGCAGUUUCUCGAGAGAUGGAAUCGGAAAUGAUGGUCGUUAUUGUCAUUGACGCUUUGGACGAAUGUGAAGACGGCGAAACUACUGCAUCACAUCUUGUGAGCAUGGCCGAAGCAGCACAUUGGCUCAGAAUCAUCAUUACCAGCCGUCCAAAUCCACGAAUCAAGGAAAACAUGCUCCGAGUCAAUAACCUCGUCCAGGACUGCGACUUGUUUGAAGCAACCACUGACGAAGACAUAUAUCACUUUGUCCGAGAACAGUUCACGUCCAAUCCUGGCCUUCGCAAAAUCCAACCAGCCCCAAUUGAUGUUCUAGUACAAAGGGCGGCAGGACAUUUCAUAUGGAUUUCUACGGUCCUAAAACAUGUUAGCAUGAAAUCGUUCGGAAAGGGCAAGCUCUUGCGGCAAAUAGUCGAAUCAAAUCCUGGGACAUCGUCUUCCGAAGGAAACCUUGAUGCCGUAUACUUACGAGUACUCCAAGACGCCGCGCAAAACUUCACGGAUGGCGAGCACGCGGUCAGGCUCAUUGUCGGCCUCAUCUUUGUGAUUUCGAAGAAUAAACCACUCCCUUUAGAAGCGUUAUGUGCCUUCGUUCCUUCCGACCUAGAUGCUGGGCAAGAUGAGCUGGACGCCUUGCUCAGGCAUUUGGGCUCGGUGCUAUACGAGGACGCUCAGACUGGUGCUAUACGUGUUUGUCACCCGUCAUUCCUCGAUUUCGUCGGGAGCAGUGAUAGGUCUGGACAGUUCUGGACAGCAGUAGCGGAAUUGGAAAUGAGCAUGGUGGAGAGGUGUCUUCAAAUCAUGCUCGACGGGCUCAAAUUCAAUAUUUGCGACUUAGAAACUUCAUAUGCCCCGAAUUGUGAUGUGUUGGACCUCAGUCAGCGUAUAUAUUGUAAAAUAUCUCGGCAGCUACAGUAUAGCUGCCUGUACUGGUUCAACCAUUUAUGCCGAUCCCAAACUGACGAGGUAUGCGAAGGCCAGGUGCAGCAAAUUCUACGCCAAUUUUUGUUUCGGACUUCGUCACUGUACUGGUUGGAGGUGUUAAGCGUCAUGUCUGAGCUUGGAGUAGCGAUUGCCACUCUCGAAGGGUUCUUGAGUGUUUCGAAGAGCUUUAACUUUGACCAAGAACUCGUUUCUACUGCGUCGGAUCUAUACCGAUUUGUGACGGCCUUCCGAGAGCCGAUGGCGACAAGUGCACCACACAUCUACCUUUCAGCGUUGCUAUGGGCGCCGGUCAAGGCGAUGAUGGCAAGACGAUAUUGUACGGACUUUAAUAUCCGACAAUGCAUAUUGAAAGGGGUCAAUGAAUACUGGCCAGUCAAUAUUCAUACAUUAUCUGUACAUUCUAGCGUCUUGGGUGUUGCCUAUUCCCCGGACGGUCGUCAUAUAGUCUCUGCGUCUGAGGACGGGGCAGUGAACAUUUGGGAUGCUCAGACUGGUGCACAGAUAGCAUCACUCGAAGGCCAUCAAGGCUCUGUAGAGUCUGUUGCUUAUUCGCCUGACGGACGUCACGUGAUCUCUGGCUCUGACGACAAGACUCUGCGCGUUUGGGAUGUUGAAACGGGUGCACAGGUGGGCACACCGAUCGAAGGGCAUGUAGGUGGCAUCCGGUCUGUUGCUUAUUCACCAGAAGGACGUCAUAUUGUCUCUGGGUCUGACGACACGACAGUGCGCAUUUGGGAUGCUGAGACGGGUACACAGGUAGACACACCACUUGAAGGUCAUCAAGGCACCGUCCGUUCUGUCGCGUAUUCGCCAAACGGACGUUAUAUCGUCUCUGGGUCUGAAGACGGGACAGUGCGUAUAUGGGAUUCUCAGGCGGGAGCACAGGUGUACUGCGCCGUGAUCACAUCAUUCGGAAAUUAUCGCACAACCUUUUCUGUUGCUUAUUCACCAAACGGACGUUAUAUCGUCUCUGGAUCCGAAGAUACAUUGCGUAUAUGGGACGCUGAGACAGGUGCUCAAGUUGGCACACCACUCGAAGGCCAUAGUCGCUCCUGGGUCGUUUCUGUGGCGUAUUCCCCAGACGGACAUCGUAUCAUCUCCGGCUCUAGUGACAAAACGGUGCGUAUAUGGGAUGCUGAGACAGGUGUGCAAGUUGGCAAGCCUCUCGAAGGUCAUGGAGACUUCAUUACUUCUGUCGCAUGUUCACCAGACGGACUUCAUAUUGUUUCUAGCUCUCAUGACGAGACACUGCGAAUCUGGGACACUCAGACGGGUACACAAGUAGAUACAUUGCUCGAAGGUCAUCAUGACGAUCCGCAUUGUGCAUUUUAUUCCCCAGAGGGGCGUCAUAUUGCCUCUGGGUCUCGGGACAGGAUGUCGCGCAUCUGGGAUGUCAAGAUGGGCGCACAGGUGGUCACACCGCUCAAAGGCCAUCAAGACGCUAUCCUUUCUGUUGCUUAUUCACCAAAUGGACGUCAUAUUGUCUCUGGAUCUGCGGAAAAGACAGUACGCGUAUGGGAUGUUUGGACGGGUCUGCAAGUGGGCACCCCACUUGAAGGUCAUCAAAGAUCUGCCACUGUUGUUGUUUAUUCUCCAGACGGACGAUGCAUUGUCUCUGGUUCUGGAGACAAGACAGUGCGCAUAUGGGAUGCUGAGACAGGUGCGCAAGUGGGCACACCACUCGAAGGUCAUCAAAGCCGGGUCCUUUCUGUUUCUUAUUCACCGGACGGACGUCAUAUUGUCUCUGGUUCUGACGACAAAACGGUGCGCAUUUGGGAUGUUCAUAUCGGAGCACAAGUGUGUGCAGCACUCGAAGGACAUCAAGAAGAAGUCGAAUCUGUUGCCUAUUCGCCAAACGGACGUUACAUUGUCUCUGGGUCUAGCGACUGGACAGUGCGCAUUUGGGAUGCUGAGACAGGCGCACAGGUGGGUGCACCACUCAAAGGUCAUCAAAACGAUGUCCGUUCUGUUGCAUAUUCACCAGACGGGCGUCAUAUCGUCUCUGGGUCCGAUGACAAUACAAUGCGUAUAUGGGAGGUUAAGGCAUGUAUACAGUUGGCAACGCCGACCAAGGGUCACCGAGGCAAUGAUCAUUCUGUUUCUUAUUUAUCAGACGGGUGUCACUCCGCAUCUGAGUCUGAUGACUGGGCAGUACACAUGCGGGAUAGCCGGACGAGUGCACAGACUAGUGCUUCAUUGGAAGGUCACCUUGACUCCACCCAUUCUGUGGUACAAAUUCAGAAUGGACGUGAUAUCGUUUCUGAGUCUGGAGACGAGAUGGUUCCCAGUCGGGACAACCACAGCACGAAUCAGAUGGAUUGCCUUCAUACGACGGAAGAGGCUUGUGAGGUGGAAAUACGUUUCCUAGAUAACAACUCGGAAUCUAUGGAUGGCAACUUCACAACAAAUUCGGGUGAUAGUGAUGAAGGAGAAUAUUGUGCAGAUGUAAAUGGGUUUGUAUGGUUAAACGAAGAAAGGACAGGGCCAAAAGCGGAAUCAACAGCAUUGUAUAGGAAUCAUCCAUCAGUGGUUCCAGUGGACGGAUGGAUCCGGACUCGAUCAGGUGGCUUACUACUAUGGAUCCCGCAUGAGUAUCGCAAUGGUAUUUGCGAUAUGAGUGUGGAUUGCUUUCCGCGUGACGCUCCCGGCCAUCCUGUAAGGCUCGACUGGUCAAAGUAG
This is a messenger RNA of Fomitiporia mediterranea MF3/22, 5114 nucleotides long. RefSeq names its product WD40 repeat-like protein. Bases 141 to 5114 code for a protein of 1657 amino acids. The record is from RefSeq and is a predicted model, not a curated record. NCBI's taxonomy places the organism in Eukaryota, Fungi, Basidiomycota, Agaricomycetes, Hymenochaetales, Hymenochaetaceae. The transcript has 10 exons. Gene Ontology annotation, molecular function: protein binding.